CCCUUGCUUGACGUAAGGUUUAUCUAUAUAUAUAAGCUAAACUGAGUAACCUGCUGUCUACCACCUGCAAAAAAAAACCCCUCCUUCCUUCCCUGGUAUAUACAGAAAUUAAUAAUAUUGUACGUGUAUGCAAACUUCAACAGUAUAUUUCGAGCAGUCUUGGAAAGAAUACCGGGAAGCCUACAUGAUGAAAUAAGUAGUACGUUGCUUAUCAGAUAUCCAAAGGAACUGCAUAAACAGGUUUGAGAAGAGAAAUAGAAGGCCGCCGCCCGCCGGCGGCAACCAAAGCCUAUAGGAAACCCAAGAAUUUGCAAAGCUUUUGAGAUCAUAGAAGGUGUAGCUUCCGCGCGCGGCAAUGGACAGACCAGAAGCAUCUCCGUCUUGUCGUGACGUCGUUCUGAGUUUUAGGGGUUCCAGCAAAUUCCCAGACCAGUUACUUACUGCAUUAGUCGAAAGAGGAAUACAUGCUUUCAAGGAUGACCCAGAACUUAAACGUGGUUCAGAAAUUUCUACAGCCGUUUGCGAUUCAAGAGUUUCUGUCGUUCUCUUGUCAGAAAAGUAUGCAAACUCGACGUGGUGUUUAGAAGAACUUGCAUGUAUUCUCAAACACAAGCUGGAUGUGAUGCCAAUUUUCUACGGUGUUGAUCCCUCCGAUGUACGAAACCAAACAGGGAGACUUGCAGCACAGUUUAAGAUAUUUGAAGACAAAUAUAAGGAUGAACCAGAGAAGGUGAUAAGGUGGAAAGCUGCUCUUACUGAAGUGGCAAAUCUCUCUGGCUGGAAUUCAAAGGGCCGGUGUGAAUCAGAUCUGAUCAAAGAUAUUGUCAAAGAUGUAUGGCAAAAAUUGCAUCCUGGAUUGCCCUUUCACUCACCUUCACAAUUGGCGGUUAAUAAGAUUGGCUCCACACGAUAUUCUUCUUCUUCUUCCUCUUCUCAUCAAAAAAAGAAGUGUGAUGUCUUUAUAAGUUUCAGAGGAAAGGAUACCCGCUCGAAUUUUUUCAGCCAUCUAUACAAUGCCUUGGUUGACUACGGAAUUUCCACGUAUAGAGAUGACAUACAUCUUGAAAGAGGAAAAUCCAUUCCCUCAGAACUUGUGAAAGCAAUUAACGAAGCAAGGAUUUGUCUCGUCAUUUUUUCACCCAACUUCACUUCUUCAACAUGGUGCUUGGAUGAACUCUCCCAAAUUCUUCAAAAACGAAACAGAGUAUCUGUGGUGCGGAAUGGAACUCUGGAGUCAUUUGGAGAACAUGAAGAUGUUUGUUUGAGCAAUAGAGAAAAAGUGGAGAAGUUGAUGCCUACCCUUAGACAUGCAGCCAUGUUUAACAGAGGAGCCAGCUGCCAACUGACCAAACUUAGACUGUUGGUUAACUACAACGGGAUGUGGACUAAUGCCGGAUACAUUGGUGGCAAAACAAAAGGUAUACUUGUUUCAGAGGACAUUACAUAUCAGGAACUUGAGGACCGAGUUUAUCGCAUUGUCGGGGUAGAUCCAAGAGAAUAUAAGAUGAUAAUGAAGGCCAAAUAUGAAUCAAAAGAUCCCACUCAACCUGUAGAGAUAAUCGACGACGAAGAUCUUGGAUUUUUCAUUUUAGAAAGUCUUUCAGAUGAGCGCUGCAGAAUUCCAUUGUGCAUAACUCUAGAACCACAUAAGGAUGAUCCAAGAUAG
Molecule: messenger RNA, 1666 nt
Organism: Fragaria vesca subsp. vesca
Lineage: Eukaryota; Viridiplantae; Streptophyta; Magnoliopsida; Rosales; Rosaceae
Exons: 4
Coding region: 356-1666 (436 amino acids)
Biological process (GO): signal transduction
Source: RefSeq, a predicted model, not a curated record